Salvelinus fontinalis (brook trout) is the source of this 7471-nucleotide messenger RNA. Its product is annotated as phospholipid phosphatase 5-like. Lineage: Eukaryota; Metazoa; Chordata; Actinopteri; Salmoniformes; Salmonidae. Bases 423 to 1223 code for a protein of 266 amino acids. Gene Ontology annotation, molecular function: phosphatidate phosphatase activity. Gene Ontology annotation, biological process: phospholipid metabolic process. The record is from RefSeq and is a predicted model, not a curated record. The transcript has 8 exons.
GUUAAAGACAACUGGAAACUCGUGGAAAAACGGGCUCCGACUGGGGAAAAUAGUUUUAAAUGUUCACCCAACUCGGAAUUCCAAGUUGAAAACUCGGGCAUCUUUGUAGAUCUCCAACUUUCCGUUCUGAAGAUCACUAAAGUCAUGAUUUGACCUAGUUUUUUCCCCGAGUUCCCAGUUGUCUUGAAAGCGCCAUUAUACUUCGACACGACCGACAAAGCUUUCUCCUACUCCAGGCAUCUCUCUCGCUAUACCGGUUUAGCGGAUGGGUGAAGGAUGAUGAUGAUGGAGAGGCCCACGUCACCGUAGCUAGCUGUGCGAGUAUGCGGAGAAAGACUUAGUUAAACACCGAGUUUAAGGUUUGGAGAGGAUUCUAGUGGAUUUGCCAAGUGAUCUGUCUGGAAACUAACCUGAUAAACAAGAUGAAGAGGGGUUUGCUGCGUGGCUUACUGCCAGAGGUGUCUAUCCGACUGCUGCUUCUGGUUGUCUUCCUUGUGACAGAGCAGCUUCCACCCUUUAUUCGUGAGAUCCAGGCAGAGGAGAUGUGGCUGUAUAGAUUUCACAGAGUGGAAAAUGACCAUGUCCCCACCUCUCUCAUGUUUAGCGUGGCGUGUUUCACUCCAUUCCUGGUGAUCCUGCUUUUCACCUUUCUGAAGAGAGUUGAGAGAGGAGACGUGAGAGAGGCCUCGCUAGCGGUGACUCUGGCUCUGGUACUGAAUGGAGUUUUCACCAACGCCAUCAAGCUGGUCGUGGGCCGGCCGCGGCCAGACUUCUUCUACCGCUGUUUCCCAGACGGACAGAUGAACCUGGAGAUGCACUGCAGCGGCGACCCGGAAGUGGUCAUGGAGGGCAGGAAGAGCUUUCCCAGUGGACACUCCUCCUUUGCAUUCACUGGACUGGGCUUCACAGCUCUGUAUGUGGGGGGUAAGCUGCGGUGCUUUAGUCUGGGGGGUCGGGGCAGGGCCUGGAGACUGUGUCUCUUCCUCGCUCCCCUCCUCCUAGCCUUCAUGAUCGCUCUCUCCAGGACCUGCGACUACAAACACCACUGGCAAGAUGUGUUGGUGGGUUCUGGUCUUGGCCUGGUGUUCUCUUGGCUCUGCUACAGACAGCACUACCCCUCUCUCCAGGACCCUGACUGUCACCGGCCACUACGCCACAGAGAGACUGUUCCUGCUGUGCAGGAACGCAAGCUGGCCAACUCCAACUACAUAUUACCUCUAUAGCUGGCCAACUACAUAUUACCCCUAUAGCGCUACUCCAACUAAAUAUUGGAAUCAAAAUCAAAUCAAAUUGUAUUUGACACAUGCGCCGAAUAAAACAGGUGUAGACCUUACAGUGAAAUGCUUACUUACAAGCCCUUAACCAACAAUGCAGUUUAAAAAAAAAAAACAAGUGUUAAAGUAUUUACUAAAUAAACUGAAGUAAACAAUACAUAAAUAAAAAUGAAAAAAAUAAGGAAAUAGAAAAAUAACAGAUAAUUAAAGAGCAACAAUAAAAUAACAGUUACGAGGCUAUAUACAGGAGUAACCAGUACAGAGUCAAUGUGCUGGGGCACAGGUUAGUCGAGUUAAUUGAGGUAAUAUGUACAUGUAGGUAGAGGUAAAGUGGGGUGGGGGGGGGCAGCGCACAAUUAGCCCACUAUUGUCCGGGUUUGGCCGGUGUAGGCUGUCAUUGUAAAUAAGAAUCUGUUCUUAACUUACUUGCCUAGUUAAAUAAAGUUUAAAUACAUGUUGUUGUUUUUUAUUAAGGAGUUUUAUGGCUUGGGUGUAAAAGCUGUUAAGAACCCUUUUUUUUACCGAGACUUGGCGCUCCUGUACCGGUUGCCGUAAGGUAGCAGAGAGAACAGAUUAUGCCUAUGGUGGCUGGAGACUUUGGCAAUUUGUAGGGCCUUCCUCUGACACCGCCUGGUAUAGAGGUCCUGGAUGGCAGGAAACUUGGCCCCAGUGAUGUACUAUGCCGUACACAAUCUGUAGUACCUUGCGGUCGGAGGUCGAGCAGUUGCCAUACCAGGUGGUGAUGCAACCAGUCAGGAUACUCUCAAUGGUGCAGCUGUAUAACUUUUUGAGGAUCUGAGGAUCCAUGCCAAAUCUUUUCAGUCUCCUGAGGGAGAAUAGGCAUUGUUGUGCCCUCUUCACGACUGUCUUGGUGUGUUUGGACCAUGACAGUUCGUUGGUGAUGUAGACACCAAGGAACUUGAAGCUCUCAACCUGCUCCACUACAGCCCCGUCGAUGAGAAUGAGGGUGUGCUUGGCCCUCCUUUUCCUGUAGUCCACGAUCAUCUACUUUGUCUUGAUCACGUUGAGGGAGAGGUUGUUAUCCUGGCACUACGCCGUCUCAUCGUUGUCGGUGAUCAGGCCUACCGCUGUUGUGUCGUCGGCAAACUUAAUGAUGGUGUAGGAGUCAUGCUUGGCCAUGCAGUCAUGAGUGAACAGGGAGUACAGGAGGGGACUGAGAUCACACCCCUGAGGGCCCCCGUGUUGAGGAUCAGCAUGGGAGAUGUAUUGUUACCUACCCUUACCACCUGGGGGCGGCCUGUCAGGAAGUCCAGGAUCCAGUUACAGAGGGUGUUUAGUCCCAGGGUCCUUCAGUUGGACAACUGAAUAGGUAUCCCCCUAUCCUCUUAACUUAGUGAUGAGCUUUGAGGGCACUGUGGUGUUGAACGCUGAGCUGUUGUCAAUGAAUAGCAUUCUCACGUAGGUGUUCCUUUUGUCCAGGUGGGAAAGGGCUCCCGGGCUCCUGAGUAGCGCAAUGGUCGAAGGCACUGCAUCUCAGUGCUAGAGGCAUCACUACAGACCCUGGUUCGAUUCCAGGCUGUAUCACAACCGGCCGUGAUUGGAAUCCCAUGGGGUGCACAAUUGGCCCAGCGUCGUCCGGGUUAGGGUUUAUCCGGGGUAGGCCGUCAUUGUAAAUAAGAAUUUGUUUUUAACUGACUUGCCUAGUUAAAUAAAGGUUCAAUAAAAAAAGGGCAAUGUGGAGUGCAAUAGAGAUUGCGUCGUCUGUGGAUCUGUUGGGGCGGUAUGCAAAUUGGAGUGGGUCUAGGGUUUCUUGGAUAAUGGUGUUGAUGUGAGCCGUGACCAGCCUUUCAAAGCACUUUAUGAAUACAGACGUAAAUGCUAUGGGUCGGUAGUCAUUUAGGCAGGUUCUCUUUGUGUUCUUUGGCAUAGGGACUAUGGUGGUCUGCUUGAAACAUGUUGCUGUUACAGCUCAAAUCGAACUACCUACUACCAUUCUAGUGAAAUACCAUUUACAUACUACCCCUUCGUCCCGGGUUCUUUAUAUCUGGGCAACUCCAACUACAUACUACCCCGAUGGCUCUACUCAAUGAGUGGUUGAGUAACUAGUGGUAGAAAUGGAACCAUGCGCAAAUGUUAACCCUGAGUGGGGAGGAGAGGAACUGUAAUUUUUCAGCCCACCAGGUACCAGGUGCUAAGCUGUCAGUGCUACUGAAAUAAUCUGUAUUCCCUGGAAGUAGGAAAGUCCUCUCAACGCACACACUGGAUUAACCACAGCAGUUAAUCAUUUUUUCCUCAUAUUACGAUAUCCUAUUUGUUUUGUCUGAUUUAUAGUGCACUACUUUUGACCAUAGCCCUAUAUGCCCUGAUCAAAAGUAGUGCACUGUAUAUGGAAUAGGGUGCCAUUUGGGAGGCAGACCCGUCUGUGGAGGUGAGGGUGCACUUUUCUGUAGAGUUCAACACUAGGAUUGCAGUGGCCUAGAAUCACAUUACAGUUUGUACAUUUAGAGUUCUUCCUUUACAUCAGUGGUCACCAACUGGUCGAUCGUGAUCAGAUUUCCAAGCCAUUCCUAGUCGAUCACCAAACAUUUCUGUAAAAAACGCAACAAUAAAGCCUUGCAAUCCAAAUGUUUUUAUUUGUUUCGUGCUUUUCGCGGUAGGUGCACUUGGUUCAGCAGACCAAGCACCGGGAAGUGUUCCCAUUUUGAACCAAUUCAUAUGUCUGAAUGUAGAACACCGCCUACCCGGCAGGCCCAGAGAGCAAAUCCAGUGCACCUAUAGGCAUACCGCUGGCCAAUCAGAUAGCUCAGAUUAUCGUGUCUGCACAGUUUCCUUGCGCCAUAGACUGUAAAAAGAAGCCUCGAACGCACAGCAAAGUUGAUGAUGUGAGAUUUCAAAACGUUUAAAACCAUAACUAUAGAGACUCAACGAAUACAGCAAAGAGCGGCUGUUUUUAUGAGUAAGUUCAUGUUUAAAUUGUUAUUCAGCACUGUCAACAUUUUGUUCAACAGUUUUAUAAUCCAUAAAAUGUGUUCUUGCUAUUUCCACUCACGCUACAACCAGCACUGCAGCUGCAAUGAAUGAGUAUAGCAAAGCUUGCGUUGUUAUUAUUUGCGGCUUGUUUUUUUAUAUCAAGCAAUAUUUCACUUUCUCAAAGGAGUAACAACAUGAAUUGGUGCAUGAGGCAGAAAUCCCUUUUCUUAGUGGAUGGAGGGAGAGAGGAGGGAUGGUGAGUCGGGUGAGAGGCAGCCUCACCACUGCUCCCUGCCUCCCCUCAGACUGAACAUCAGAUACUGUCCAUUUUUAUUUAAUUUUUUUGCCAAUUAUUAUGCUCACUAAGGUGUGUCUCACAAGUAAUACAACAAAUGAUCUAUUACCAGUGUGAUCAUAUACCAACAUUUUUUAAAUAUAAUUUUAAAAUGAUCUGAGAAGAACAACAUUGGCAGGGCAAUUCAAGAGUAGCCAAUAUGCAGUGAUAAUGUAUUGGGCCUAUAGCCUACUGCACAAAUCUCAUUGCUACAAAACUGCUUUCAAUUGUUUAAUGUUGCAUAGGCUUACGUUUAAGUAAUGUGUAUUUAUUCCCGUUCAGUACAGUUGUUUCUGCAGAUAAGUUACUUAGUUGUACUGUGAUGCUGGUAAAACUGAUACCAGUAUGCAAACUGCUGUAUGGCUGACACCAUUGAAAUGUUUGGACUUUGGAGGCAGUUCUGUGAUGUCAGUAACCCCAGUAAAGGCAAUCGAAAGGAGAUGGUUUGGGAUGUGAGGAAGAAACAGAUUCCAGCAGAAACAGCUGACUGACUGAUGUGUGCCUUUGUUCAAUAUUUAUUUAUUUUUUUUACAUUCCUCUUUAAACUAAUAAGCUAUUCACUCAUUGCAUGUACUGCACAUACAGUUGAAGUCGGAAGUUUACAUACACCUUAGCCAGAUACAUUUAAACUCAGUUUUCACAAUUCUUGACAUUUAAUCCUAGUAAAAAUUCCCUGUCUUAGGUCAAUUCGAACAUUCCUCCUGACAGAGCUGGUGUAACUGAGUCAGGUUUGUAGGCCUCCUUUCUCGCACACGCAUUUUCAGUUCUGCCCACACAUUUUCUAUAGGAUUGAGGUCAGGGCCACUCCAAUACCUUGACUUUGUUGUCCUUAAGCCAUUUUGCCACAACUUUAGAAGUAUGCUUGAGGUCAUUGUCCAUUUGGAAAACCCAUUUGCGACCAAGCUUUAACUUCCUGACUGAUGUCUUGAGAUGUUGCUUCAAUAUAUCCACAUCAUUUUCUUCACUCAUGAUACCAUCUAUUUUGUGAAGUGCACCAGUCCCUCCUGCAGCAAAGCACCCCCGCAACAUGAUGCUGCCACCCCCGUGCUUCAUGGUUGGGAUGGUGUUCUUCGGCUUGCAAGCUUCCCCCUUUUUCCUCCAAAUAUAAUGAUGGUCAUUAUGGCCAAACAGUUUUAUUUUUGUUUCAUCAGACCAGAGUACAUUUCUCCAAAAAUAUGAUUUUUGUCCCCAUGUGCAGUUGCAAACCGCAGUCUGGCUUUUUUAUGGCGGUUUUGGAGCAUUGGCUUCAUCCUUGCUGAGUGGCCUUUCAGGUUAUGUCAAUAUAGGACUCGUUUUACUGUGGAUAUAGAUACUUUUGUACCUGUUUCCUCCAGUAUCUUCACAAGGGCCUUUGCUGUUGUUCUGGGAUUGAUUUGCACUUUUCGCACCAGAGUACGUUCAUCUCUAGGAGACAGAAUGCGUCUCCUUCCUGAGAGGUAUGACGGCUGUGUGGUCCCAUGGUGUUUAUACUUGCAUACUAUUGUUUGUGCAUAUGAGUGGUACCUUCAGGUGUUUGAAAAUUGCUCCCAAGGAUGAACCAGACUUGUGGAGGUCUACAAUUUCUUUUCUGAGGUCUUGGCUGAUUUCUUUUGAUUUUCCCAUGAUGUCAAGCAAAGAGGCACUGAGUUUGAAGGUAGGCCUUGAAAUAUAUCCACAGGUACACCUCCAAUUGACUCAAAUGAUGUGAAUUAGCCUAUCAGAAGCUUCUAAAGCCAUGACAUAAUUUUCUGGUAUUUUCCAAACUGUUUAAAGGCACAGUCAACUUAGUGUAUGUAAACUUCUGACCCACUGGAAAUGUGAUACAGUGAAAUAAUCUGUCUGUAAACAGUUGUUAGGAAAAUACUUGUCAUGCACAAAGUAGAUGUCCUAACCGACUUGCCAAAACUAUAGUUUGUCAACAAGAAAUUUGUGGAGUGGUUGAAAAAACGAGCUUUAAUGACUCCAACCUAAGUGUAUGUAAACUUCCGACUUCAAUUGUAUAUACUUUAGUGUAUGCUUCCUUUUUAUACUUAAGUAUUGUCUGUAGAAAACCACUUGGCCGUAGCGCAACUUGAACCUUCACCCAACUCUCAUUGACAUCAAGGAAUGGUUUUCAGGAAACUUCGACUUGCAUGCAUUUUUCAAGUUUUGCCAUUACUGUGUACGCUUACAUUGAUUGUUUUACAUCAAUGUGAUCAAAUAGAAUUGAACUUAACAAUGUGUAUAGAAUUGAUUCCAACUUGUUGUAUUGACUUUUUACUUCAUCCAACGUGUUGUUGGUUAAAUGUUUGUAGACAUGGCGGCGUUUUGUGGAUUGUGUAAGGAAACUCAGGGUGUGUUUAGAAUGGAAUCGGGCCAACAUACUGCUUCUAGAAUGAAGAUGAAGAGUGAGUCAGUAUAAAUGAAUCAGAAUUUAAUUUUGAAUCAGAAUCUGAAGUUAUAGAAAUUGACAAGGGGUGUUUUAUUUAUUUAAAAGUUUUAUUGAAAUUAUAACUGGUCCUUUUACUAAUAAAACUGUACAUGUUUUUUCUUUGUAGCUCAUAUUGAUGUGGUAAUGUCAGUUUGCAAUGAAGAUAAUUCAUUUUAGGGCUAAAUUAAAACGUUAUUUAGUUGCUAGGUUCCUGCUCCAUAGACUACUGAUUGUACCCAAUUGUUUUCAUUUACACGCAACACACUAUCUAUUUUGGUGAAGAUCAUUUAGGCACACUAAUGAAUGUGGUGUCAACUUGCAUGUUCCGCUGCUGAAGAGUCUCUACUUCAUCAGGGUAUAGGGGUUGUUUUAAUAUUAGGCUACUGCUUGUGUCCUUCCAGCUUCCACUUAUCUGCCUUUGCGUGUAGAGGAGACAACUACAAGCUGCUCCUGUUAACACUGUAGACGGAUUGUAUUUGUUGUGAUGAACUUAUUGGUGACACACUUUUACUAUUAUGUUUCUUAAUAAACCACUCAUCUACA